Larimichthys crocea (large yellow croaker) is the source of this 989-nucleotide messenger RNA. Its product is annotated as ATP-dependent DNA helicase PIF1-like. The transcript has 4 exons. The record is from RefSeq and is a predicted model, not a curated record. Gene Ontology annotation, molecular function: DNA helicase activity. Gene Ontology annotation, biological process: telomere maintenance; DNA repair. Bases 62 to 913 code for a protein of 283 amino acids. NCBI's taxonomy places the organism in Eukaryota, Metazoa, Chordata, Actinopteri, Sciaenidae.
ACUGGAUGAGGUCAGAGCAUCACUGUCGUACGCCGAGAUUCUCAUCAUUGAUGAAAUCUCAAUGGUUUCCAAAGAGCUGUUUGCCUACAUUCACUGGAGGUUUCAGCAGAUAAAAGGAAACAGGAAACCAUUUGGAGGGAUCUCGGUCCUUGCUGUAGGCGACUUUUACCAACUGCCACCCCUCGGUAAAGCCAAGCCACUCUGCGUGUAUGAGGAGAACGAGUUUGAUCUGUGGAGGGAUUACUUUGAAAUGGUCAACCUCACAGAAAUUAUGCGUCAGAAAGACGACCGAGCUUUUGCUGAACUCCUGAACCGCCUUAGAGUGAAGCAAAAGCAAGAUCUUCUCAGCAACGAAGACAGAGAGUUGCUCACGCAGGCAGUAGCAGGCAUCCAGGAUUGUCCAGCUGACAGGUUACACAUCUACGCUACUAACAAAGAAGUCGACCUUCACAAUGCCCAAACUGUAGCCACCCUCCACAAGGAUUUUGUAAACAUUGACGCUCACAAUUACAGAAAAGACCCCAGAUCAGGCUGCAUGAUGAUCAUGCCCGAAAAAAUCCAGGGAAGCAAAAGAGACUUGCCUGACAAUAUAAUGGCUGCUCAAGGAGUACGCAUUAUGUUAAUCAGGAAUCUCGACGUGGAGGAUGGGAUUGUUAACGGCACAUUUGGAACAAUCUCACACAGCAAUAUCUUAGACACUGAGAAUGAUGAGAAGGACAGUGCCAGUGUACUAAAGACAGGAAGGAAGGAGACAGGCAGCUGCAGCAGCUUUCUCAGUGCCACAGUUCGAGAACCAGAGGAUGCAGAUAGGGACAGCAGUGUCAGAGAGGAAGCUGAAUCCCAAAGGGCGAGAUCCAGGAAGAAGACCACCAGAAGACCGCAGUGGAUCUCUCCACCAUUGAAAUAUCUUUGAAAUCUGGGAAAAACGGCAAAGGAUCCAGGCAGAAGAACUGACGUGGACCACAGCAGAUUUUCAGAGGACUUCACUG